This is a messenger RNA of Arabidopsis arenosa, 800 nucleotides long. Lineage: Eukaryota; Viridiplantae; Streptophyta; Magnoliopsida; Brassicales; Brassicaceae. The record is from the annotation of a GenBank genome assembly.
UUCUUAUCUCUUCACUACAAUCUUAUUCAAGAAAAAAAAAAAACCUUCCUCUCUAUCUUUUAUGGCAAUGAAGAGUCUCUCAUUUCUUGCAGUGCUCUCUCUCUUGGCUUUAACACUUCCAUUGGCCAUUGCUUCUGAUCCAAGCCAACUUCAAGACUUUUGUGUCAGCGCCAACACCUCAGCAAAUGGCGUUUUUGUUAAUGGAAAGUUCUGCAAGGACCCGAAGCUCGUCACAGCAGCUGACUUCUUUUUCUCAGGGCUUCAAAAUGCAAGACCCAUAACUAGUCCAGUUGGGUCUACCGUGACAGCCGUCAAUGUUAACAACCUUCCCGGGUUAAACACUCUUGGAAUCUCCGUUGCUCGUAUUGAUUAUGCGGUUAACGGGCAGAACCCGCCUCACACCCAUCCACGUGCCUCCGAGAUCUUGUAUGUCGCGACUGGGACACUUUACGUUGGGUUUGUCACGUCAAACCCCGAAAAUCGCCUUUUCAGUAAAACACUCUACGAGGGUGAUGUAUUUGUGUUUCCAGAGGGACUCAUCCAUUUUCAAGUGAACGUUGGAAAAUAUCCAGCGGUUGCAUUAGCUGGUCUGAGCAGCCAAAACCCAGGAGUCAUCACUAUUGCUGACACCGUGUUUGGGUCUAACCCACAGAUAGACCCAGGUUUUCUUGCAAGUGCAUUCCAGGUUGACCGUAAGAUUGUCAUGGAUCUACAGACCAAGUUCAAAAAACCAUAAUAUCGUGCUUGAAUUACUUUUAUAUUAUAUACCUAAGACUGAAUAAUUAAGGAUCUUGUAUUAU